Meyerozyma guilliermondii ATCC 6260 is the source of this 2652-nucleotide messenger RNA. RefSeq names its product Bem3p (gene BEM3). Gene Ontology annotation, cellular component: cytoplasm. The transcript has a single exon. Gene Ontology annotation, molecular function: phosphatidylinositol binding. The record is from RefSeq and is a predicted model, not a curated record. Lineage: Eukaryota; Fungi; Ascomycota; Pichiomycetes; Serinales; Debaryomycetaceae. Gene Ontology annotation, biological process: signal transduction; regulation of GTPase activity. Bases 1 to 2652 code for a protein of 883 amino acids.
AUGCACCAAGGAACGCUGGACGCCAAUGGUGCAGGUGAUUAUGCACCGUCGCACCCGCAGUUUGACAGGUCGGGAAUUCUGGACGCGCUGUAUAUCGAAAUGCUUCUUUUUGAAAACCGUGAAUUGCAGGCAACGGUGACUAAACAAGAGCAGAUAAUUCUGGGGAUCCGCGACCGUCUCAAUGGCACGAGUCUUCCACGAGGAAAAGCGGAAAAGGUUGCAAUGUCGGCAGAUGUGACUGCAGAAAUAGAAGAUGCAACUGCAAAUUCAACUGCAGAUGCAAGUGCAGAUGUUUCAGCUGCAGAAGUUUCAACUGCAGAUGCACAAGCACAUGUACCAACUGCAGAUACUUCUGUAUUAGCUGGAUUGGCUUCUCCUGCUGCAUUGGCUUCACCUGCAUUGGCCUCGCCUGCAUUGGCUGAACCAGCUGAUGACGUGCCGGUUAGAUCUGCUCGACGGCGACGCGAAGACGAUUCCGUCGAUGAAACCUCCCAAUUAGAUAUUAAACAGGCGUCACCCACUCUUGGAGUCACCGACGCUGUCGACGAUCGGUCUUCUCUUUAUUCGGAAUCGAAUCUGCCUGCACGUCAAUCUGAUGGUCGGCGCCUCGCUGCCAGUGCCGACAAUUCAUUGACGCAGCAUAAAAACGCCAGUAACAGCAGUUUCGGCUCAAACUACAAACCUCGUCUCAAGCUUCCUGCAACGCUCAAGAACAAUGGAAGCCGUACACCAUCGGCGCUGGCGCCUCAGACGCAACUGUCACUCCUGCAGCUGCAGCUGCAACUGCAGACGCUGCAGACGCAUACCCUGAUUCUUCUGCUACAGGAAUCAGAUCUUGACACAUCUUCGGUAAGCCGCACAUUGGCAUCAUCAACUUCUGGUCCCAUUCCUCCUGCAACUCCUGAUGCCAUGCAAAUUAACAAGUUUCCCUCCAACAUGUCGAUUGACGAUCGAAGUAUAGUUUCAAAUCCUCAAUCACCUCCAAUGCAUGAACCGUUACGAACACCGCUGGGACUCUUGCUGCAUGAAUCUUUGACUGCAAAACUUUCUCGCCAACCAACCACUCCCGGUUCUAGUUUCCAGGUGAUGCCUUCAACGGUGCAAGAAGAUGAAGAAACCACAUUGUUGGUGAAACCAGAUAAUUUUAACACAAUUGAUAUUGUGGUUGCAAGCACCAUUAAUGUUCAUCAUCAAGAAGUUUCACUACAACGCAAGCUGGACGAUCCCAAUGUGAGUAUCAGCAUCUGUGACAAAGCUUCUGGUAAGGAAAUGUGGAGAAUCCGGAAAUCGUACCUGCAACUAGUUGCAUUCGAUAACGAAAUAAGACCCAUAGUUGAGUAUUUCGGGCUUCCUCCACUUCCUGAAAAAACGCUUUUUUUCUCAUCUUCUCCUCCAAAAGUAGACACCCGUCGACUCCAAUUGCAGGAUUUUUUCAAUACUUUGUUCUUGAUUCCUCAUAUUCCGCGAAUGCUUCUUUUCAGAAUCUGCAAAUAUCUCUCGGCAGACUUGGUCAAUCCACUCGACGAUUUCAAAAGUGGUGCUUCUAAAGAAGGGUUUCUUAUCAGGCGCUACAAAGGACUCGGAUCGACUUGGAAAGUGAGAUGGUGUCAGGUAGACGGCCCAUAUUUGGAAAUAUAUGAAGCUCCCGGCGGCACAUUUCUUGAGCAAUUGCCGCUCUGGCAUACCCAAAUCGGCCGCCAAUCUAGCGAUAGUGUUGCUGAAGACAAAGGAUACCGUCAUGCUUUCCUUAUUUUGGAACAAGAAAAAUUCAAAAUGAGUUCAACUUCCAAACACUUUUUUUGUGCCGAGUCGGAUACAGAACGAGACUCGUGGAUUUCAGCAUUGAUCCAGUAUACGGGGUGGUCCGAUUCGGCAACUCCCGCUGAGUCUACCGACAGUUUGGUGCGUGGAUCUGAGCGGUUUGGAAGCAAUGAACGGGUGGAAAAUUUGGAUGAAAAAGAAAGAGAAAAGGAAACCAAAAAGAGUCGAAAGCGAAGUCUCUUUCCGUUCCGCAAGAAUGCAGACGACGACCAAAGUUCGCAAAACCAGAAUCAGAAUUCGCAGCCAAAUUCGAAUUCUCAAUUUUCAAGUUCGCAAUUUUCAAAUUCGCACCAAAAUUCAAAUUCAAAUUCAAAUUCGCAGCCAUAUCAGUCGGCUCAAUUGCAGCCCCAUUUCUUGUCGCAGCCUUUGCUGCAAGCCUCCUCUGAGCUCCCGCUGUACAUUGGAAACAUGAAGCUAGACGACAGUCCCGCAAAAACCAUUUUUGGUCGCGACGUAUUGGAAGCUUACAACUUGUCGCACCAUGAAUUUCAAGGCCGAAGCAUUCCCAGUGUAUGUUUCCGGUGUCUCGAUUACCUCGUAAAAACAGGAGCGGUGUACGAAGAAGGCAUAUUUCGACUUUCGGGCUCGGCAUCUCAAAUCCGGGGGCUUCGAGAACAGUUCAACACUAAAUUCGACAUUGAUCUUUGCGCCAAUCCGCUGCCUGAUAUCCACACUGUUGCCGGUCUUUUCAAAACUUAUUUAAGAGAACUUCCUCAUCCCAUUCUUGGAGCUCAACCGUACUCGGAUCUACAACAUAUUGUCAUGAGUAGAGGAGAUACUGGGUCCAAACUGUCAUGUGGCUUACAUUUUCCGCGACUACCUUUCAAGUGA